ACACUCGACAAACGCGCAAUCGCUUAGGAGAGCCUUCCUCUAUCUAGACCUGGACAUCCGUCCUUCGUGUAUGCUCAACACGGCAGGUGGUGCGGCAAGGUAUACCAAUGGGAUCAUUUCGAAGCGCUAAGCAUUAAUAAGGAGCUGCAAUCUCCCACCCGUCUGGUCUGUCAUCAGCCAUCAUAAGGUUUCUCUGACGGCAACCAUCGGUUUCCAGUAUGAAAGCUCAAUCUAUCCUGUCACUUGCAGCCAUCGCUGUCAAUGCGGUGGCGCAAGAGAUCUUUGAACCUUCGGACUUCAAUGCUACCGACGCUUUGAUUGCAACCGGCGUUGAUGUCUCUGCCCUUCCUGAACUAGCUUACCUCACAGAGAAGCGAUCUCUGUUCAGUCCCUGUGCUACCGCCUGCAACUCUCUCAGGUUCAUCUUCAAGAAACAGGUUCUCACUAGCGGGUCCUACGAGUACGAUGCGUUCACGGACAGCUAUUGGUCAACACAGACGGCAUCAGUCAAACCUUAUUGUGUGUUUAAGCCUGCAAGAUCAGCAGACGUCGCGACACUGGUACUGCUCUCUCGCCUUACACAAUGCCCGUUCGCCACCAAGGGCGGUGGACAUACUGGGUUCCCUGGCGCAUCUAGUAUUGAGGAUGGUAUCACUGUGUCGCUGGAGGACAUGAACGAGAUCACACUCUCGGCCGACAAGAAGACUGCUGCGAUCGGGCCCGGUAACCGCUGGGGUGCAAUAUACACGAAGCUCGCGGAGCACAAUCUCGCUGUAAUUGGAGGACGUGCUUCUGAUGUCGGGCUCGGUCUUGUGCUAGGGGGUGGCGUUUCCCACCACAGUAACAUCUAUGGCUUUGCCUGUGAUAAUGUGGCUUCUUUUGAGGUGGUCACUGCCUCAGGCAUCACUCUGACAGUCACGCCCACCAAGUUCCCUGACCUUUAUUGGGCUCUCCGCGGCGGUGGCAACAACUUCGGCGUUGUGACGAAGUUCACUUUGGAGACGGUCUCUCAGGGCUUGAUGUGGGGUGGCACUCGCAUACAUCUGGAAGCAGACUAUCCAAAGCUCAUCGAUGCCUUUGCAACGAUGGCGGAGAACACAGAGACUGACCCCAAAGCCGUCCAGAUCUUGUCCUUUGCGGUAACAGCAGGCUCUCCCGCAGCACAGAUCCAGCUUGAGUACCUCGAGCCGGUUGACGAAGCCAACCCACCCGCCAUUCUUAAGAACUACCUAUCGAUCCCUCCAGUCAUACAGAGCACGAUCAACCGAACCCUGGCAUCAGACACGGACAUGCUCAACGCACAGAUGCCUGCAGGGCAUCGCUACUCCUUCUGGGCCGGGACCUUCAAAAUCGACCGUGACUUCAUGGCUUGGAUGCAAGCACUGCAUCAGAAGAACGUCGGAUCACUGCCCGACCAAGGCUCCUUGACGUUCCAAGCCUUCACUGUCCCCGCUCUCAAGCAGAUGAGCAAGAAGGGCGGCAAUGCACUUGGCUUGAAUCCUGCUGACGGACCGCUUUUCCACGUUCUCUUGUACAUGAUGUGGGACGAUGCGGCAAAAGAUGAUACUUUGAACAAGGCCGCCUCCGAGUUCAUGGAGGCUGUGAAGGUCGAGGCGAAGAACAGAGGAUUGUACAACAGGUACAUCUACAUGAACUACGCGGGACCUUACCAAAAUGUGGUACCAGGCUAUGGGGAAGAGAACUUGGCGAGGCUGAAGAGCAUCGCGAACAAGUAUGACCCAAAGGCCAUUUUCCGGAAGCUGCAGCCCGGUGGCUACAAGCUGGAAGGCGCACCAUAUGGUUAUUUCAUAAACCAGACGCUCUGGCGGUAACUCACGACGCUAAGUAGCUACUUUAGGGUGCGCCAGCACGUGCCCAGGCGGAGCGUCAGCGGAGCUGAUUCAUGAGAUAAUCAUAUGGCGAGACCAUUUUGUUCUCCUAGAGUUCGCACAUCUUGAGCAGAGAGGGAGAUCAUUUAGUUUCAGCAGAUAGAUGUGUAUAAUGGCCCAGCAUCGGGUUCUCUGAUGCCAGAAUGAUGCAUGGGGCCCCGUUAUGCCCUUUCAUUCUGACCACACAGACAGUCGCGAACUUUGCACAUAAGCUCAAGCAUCUUUAUUAGUUCACUUGAGCGAGACACAACUGGGCGUAAGCCUUGGCUCGUCGUUCAUUGGCUG
Didymella exigua CBS 183.55 is the source of this 2174-nucleotide messenger RNA. Its product is annotated as FAD binding domain-containing protein. Bases 219 to 1832 code for a protein of 537 amino acids. NCBI's taxonomy places the organism in Eukaryota, Fungi, Ascomycota, Dothideomycetes, Pleosporales, Didymellaceae. The transcript has 3 exons. The record is from RefSeq and is a predicted model, not a curated record. Gene Ontology annotation, molecular function: FAD binding.